This is a messenger RNA of Apis florea (little honeybee), 552 nucleotides long. RefSeq names its product protein snakeskin. Gene Ontology annotation, biological process: septate junction assembly. Lineage: Eukaryota; Metazoa; Arthropoda; Insecta; Hymenoptera; Apidae. The record is from RefSeq and is a predicted model, not a curated record. Gene Ontology annotation, cellular component: plasma membrane.
GAUUGUAUAAAUGUAGCCGUGUUUCAGUCUAUGGUAAAAAUCGAAACGGAACGUUUCUUUGUAAUCGGUCUUCAACAUUUAAUCCUUGUCGAACUAUUGCCUUGUGAAAAUCUACCUCCGAUUAAACUAAAUUUAAUUAAUUUAAACCGAAUAAAAGUUAAGAUGGGGAUGAAUAAGGCUACUAUUUUCAAAAUAGUGGAAUUGAUAAUAGUAUGCGUUCUUAUAGGAUUGCAUUAUCAUUCCUUUAGUGAUAGCAGUUUAAACAGUGCCUUUAUUACAAUGGGUACCUUUGGUGGGUAUUUAAUCAUUCUCGUGGGAAUGUGUCUUGGAAUUAUCUUAGGAGCUACUAUUGAUCGUCGCUUGGACUUGUUUUUCUCCAUAGUCGGUUGCAUCUUAUUCGUCAUUGUUGGUGCUCUUAUCCUUGAUCAUUUCAUAAAUGCAGUCUACCGAGGAAAUUUUCGUAAUACUGGUAUCGCUAAAGGAUCUAUCAGUAUAGUUCAAGGAAUUUUGUUUAUGGUAGAUGCAGUGUUCGCAUUCCGAGGAAAUUAAAAU